Molecule: messenger RNA, 672 nt
Organism: Impatiens glandulifera
Lineage: Eukaryota; Viridiplantae; Streptophyta; Magnoliopsida; Ericales; Balsaminaceae
Product: CASP-like protein 5C1
Exons: 2
Coding region: 111-578 (155 amino acids)
Cellular component (GO): membrane
Source: RefSeq, a predicted model, not a curated record
UUGCCAUUCCAGGAGAACUCUUUUGUCAUACUUUUAUCUCUACUAAGUUCAUCUAUGGAGGAGAAUGAGAAGAAGAAGAUAGAAACGACGUCGUCCGAGUCGCCGCCAGGAUGAACGAACUUCCGGGUUCUUUAGGUACCACCGCAAGCUUGGCGUUGCGAUUAGGCCAAGCCAUAUUCUCUGUCUCAUCCCUACUUUUCAUGUGUUACAAUGUUCAAUUCAACAACCUUCCUCCAUUUUGUUUCUUGGUGACGAUCAUGGGAUUGGUGUUACCAUGGAGUAUGACAUUUGCUUUGGUGGAUUUAUAUUCGAUAUGUAUCAUCAAAUUGAAUUCUCGUCAAGCUGGAUUAAUGUUUGUGAUUGUGAUUGGAGAUUGGAUAUUAUCUAUGCUUACUCUUGCUGCAGCAGGAUCUGUAGCUAGUUUGACAGAUUUCUUGAUCAUGAGUAAUUCUCGAUUCUGUCAUGGAGAAUUCAAUUUGUGCGGUAGAUAUAAGCUUUCUGUGGCUAUGACAUUCUUGUCUUGGUCUCUUUCCUUAGCUUCUUGUCUUCUCAAUCUUUGGUUUAUUGCUUCUAUGUAACUAAUUCAUAUCAAGAAGAGAGAUCUUUCUUUUUAUAGGUUUGGUUUAUAACUUUAUAUAUAAUAGCUAGCUGGAUAUGCUGAAUAACAUGUUU